This is a messenger RNA of Verruconis gallopava, 3721 nucleotides long. RefSeq lists its product as uncharacterized. Gene Ontology annotation, biological process: protein deubiquitination; double-strand break repair via homologous recombination. Lineage: Eukaryota; Fungi; Ascomycota; Dothideomycetes; Venturiales; Sympoventuriaceae. The transcript has 4 exons. Gene Ontology annotation, molecular function: ubiquitin binding. Bases 159 to 3506 code for a protein of 1115 amino acids. The record is from RefSeq and is a predicted model, not a curated record.
CCCGUUCCUCGCCUGAUUCUCCCUCCACUUUCUUGCAGUUCAUUUACAAGAUCAUUUUCGCACCGUGCGCCCGCUGCAGUCCUUGAUGUAAAGCGGCACCCAUCUCUCUUUUUGAUACACAUGCUUGCCCUGCUGCACGCACAUAAUUAUCCGGUGGAAUGCUUCGCAAGCAGCGGAAGCGCAUCUCCUAUGUCCUUCCGCUCGCGAACGAUGCCGGCGGCCACAGAUUAGGCGUCAAUGGCCUGGCUGUAGAUCCUCAAAAUUCUAUCUUAUAUUCCGGCGGUCGCGACGGUGCAAUAUGCGCAUGGGAUCUCAACCUCGACCUCACUCCGUUGUCCGAAGGCCAGACAGCCUUUGCCAACGGUGAGGCGAAUGGCGCUAAAGUCCAGACGCCGCCGCCGCCUACUCGCUUCCGUCAGCAAGUGCAAGCGCACACCCACUGGAUAAAUGACAUUGUGCUCGCGCAGAACAACCAAGCCCUCGUGUCUGCGAGUUCGGAUAUCACGGUCAAGGUAUGGCGACCGCAUGCGCACGGCGUCUCGCGCCCACAAACCAUAGGCCUACACGAGGACUACGUUAAGACGCUGGCAAGCCCUGGAAGCGGCGCAGAUUGGGUGGCGUCGGGCGGGUUGGAUAGAAAGAUCUAUCUAUGGGAUCUGAAUGGUGCGGGCCAAAAGCUAAGAAUUAACGUCGGGGAGGAAGAGAAGGCGGAGAAAGGUUCUGUCUAUGCACUUGCAUGCACGCCUACCCUCGUUGCUGGAGGCGGGCCUGAGAGCAUAGUUCGCGUGUGGGAUCCCCGUUCAGGGCGACGAAUCACCAAGUUCGUUGGACACACGGACAAUAUUCGAGACAUUCUCAUAUCGCAGGAUGGCGACAUGGUUAUGACCGCAAGUUCAGACCAAACAGUCAAAGUAUGGUCCAUGACGGCGGGCCGGUGCAUGAACACGCUUACCAUGCACAAUGACAGUGUGUGGUCGUUGCAUUCAGAUCACCCGCGCCUGGCUGUCUUCUACUCCAGUGACCGAUCGGGUCUCGUUGCGAAGACAGAUACGAGGGGUUGUGAGGAGAUUGACGAAGGCGUGUCAGUCGCUGUGUGCCAGGAACACGAAGGCAUUAAUAAGAUCAUUCAUGCAGGAGACUACAUAUGGACUGCUACGUCAAGAUCGAGCAUUCAUCGAUGGCGGGACGUCGAUACAGAGGCCGAUUUGCAGGUGCCCGACGCGUACUCGAUGCACAGAGCCAGCGUUGCAACCAGCAAAUCACGGCUACCUUCAUCGCCUACGGCACCGACGCCACCGCCUCCACCAUCUAGUAGUUCGUCAAGCCAGAUUCCGUUCCAAGCUUUGCUCCGACUUUCGAAUGCGGCACCAUUCUACCUCCGCAGAGGAGAUUCGGUUUCUGCCGCACCGAGCAUACGAAAACCGUCUGAGCAGCUUCUCGAUUCCGAAGCUGGUGGAGUCGUUCCCGUACGCAGUCUCCCAGAUAACACCAUUGAAGGCCAACAUGGCCUGAUCAAACACAUGACGCUCAACGACCGGCGACGCGUCCUCACACUGGACACGAACAGUGAAGUCGUCCUUUGGGAUCUCAUACGAUGUGCACCAAUCAAAUCUUUCGGCAAACGUGACAUCGAGGAUGUCUUCAGGGAGAUUAAUCCCACAGAGGCAGUUCCACAUUGGUGUGCUGUCGACACACGGACAGGCAGUUUGACUUGCGUGCUCGAGGAGAACACGUGCUUCGAUGCGGAGAUGUAUGCUGAUGAGCUGAAGGAAGCGAAGCACAUAGACUUUAGAGAGGAUCAGCGGAUCAAUCUUGGGAAGUGGGUGCUACGGUACUUGUUUGACAAUUUAAUCGAUGAGGAGAUCAAACGAGAUGAAGCCUUCAGGUCUUCUUUGCUUGCUUCGAGAGCAAGUGACGCGGGUAAGCCCAGCGCUCCAGGUAAGAUCACUAUACCGCAGUCACAAAUGACAAGCUGGUACGAUGGCGCUGGCCCCCACUCUCUUGAGACACCAAGGCCAACUAAUGGACACCAUCUGGCCUCGGCAACGCCAGGUCUUGCGAUCGGUGUAGCUACACCAGCACCUAUAUCACUUCCACCUUUUGCCCCGGCAAGUGCUCAAGCGCCGUCUUUAGCCACCACAAACGAAGAAGGAGACUCUCUCAAUAGGACAAGCGCAAAUCCCACAGAUGCGCGAUCACCGGGCGUAAGCAGCCCAGCAGGCAACGACUACUUCUCUCAGCAGCCAAAUACAAGCUCGGCACCAGGCGUCACUCCUGGUGGCAUGAACACAGCAGACGGGUCCGACGUGCCACUUGGUUCGCCGGGAGUCGAGCCUACCACACCGGGCGAAAAGGCAAGCAUGUUUGGAAAGAAGAUGUGGAAAUCUUUCGGCAUGAAAGGCCUGAAGAAGACCACAACGAACGACGUCGCCAAACCCGCCACUGUCAUAGAAGAAUCCUCCUCCAAAUCGGAAGAUUCAGAAUCGCGGUCUAGCAAGGCCGAGGACGAACGUGUGAUCGAAGAUAAUUUUUACGGGCUACUGCAGCGAAUGCGCUUGGAUUAUGAGGCUCAGGUACAGGCGUACGAGAAGCGAGAAGUCGAGCCUGGGACGGAGAAGCCACCGCUAAAGCUGGAGAGUCACAUCACUCCCAGCUUGCCCAACGAUACACCCGUCCUCAAGAUACCACCAAACACCAUCAUACUUAUUCAAGAGGACCGCGUCGAUUCCGGUGGUGUUGCGGAUCUCUUCGAGGGUACUGUAGGCUCACUUGCGGCGUCGGCGGACCUUAUUGAGAAGGUGGCCCCGACGUGGCUGGCAGACGUUUUGCUUAAGAACACCAUCCCCCUCAAGGAGAUCGUCAAAGUCUCGUUCGUGUUAGAGCCGUGGCAAAACUCGCUGCCCCAGGUCUCAGCCGAGGGCCAGACACGGCUGAAUGCAAAUCGGAUGCUCAGGGCGAGGAAAAUCCUUUCUUACGUGGCUGAGAGGAUCGAGCCCGGUCCCACACCCACGGAGGCAGCCGAUCCAAAUAGACUGAAACCAGAGGAUUAUCUGGAGUUGUAUUGUCAAGAUAAGGUAAUCUCGCCCACGAUGACGUUGGCUACGGUGCGGGCCCAUGUCUGGCGCGGAGGCGGGGACGUUAUGUUGUACUACAAAGCGAACGGCCGAAAGGAGAUACGACAUGCGCAAUCCACUUCCUCGCAGUUUACUGCCCCCGUUGGCAGCCCUGGAUCACCUAGGCCGCGGGAACCUGCCCUGCCUACUCCACCAGCAUUACCGGCCAGUGUGCAAGCACAGCUUGCCGGCCAAACGCAAGAGCGAGACAAGUUGCCGACGGAUGCGCGGACGCCAAGCAUGAAUGGAAGCCACCGGAGCCAGAAGAGUGCAGGUAGCAAUGAAUUUGUACCGUCGCGGCCUAGUGUUGGCAGCAGGUACAGCGAGGAUACGAGGAGGCCACUUACAAGUGGAAGCGGUGGUGUCAAGAAGCCAGAGGGCAAUUGGACAUAAUUUCCACCUUUUUCCAGAGGUUUCCGAGAAUCAUUCUUUCUCUCUUUCUCUAACUCUCUCCAAGGGUAGAUUUUGACAAUGAUGCAAUAUUCUGUGUACAUAGACGUUGAAUGUCGAGGAUCUUGUGAGGUGAUGAUACAGUAAUGCUACAAGUGGGCAGAAAGUGUACUACCCUGUCUAAAUUCUAAUCCCCAUGCUUCCCAAAGAACAAAGCC